This is a messenger RNA of Mugil cephalus (flathead mullet), 3309 nucleotides long. RefSeq names its product chemokine (C-X-C motif) ligand 12b (stromal cell-derived factor 1) (gene cxcl12b). The record is from RefSeq and is a predicted model, not a curated record. Gene Ontology annotation, molecular function: chemoattractant activity; chemokine activity. Lineage: Eukaryota; Metazoa; Chordata; Actinopteri; Mugiliformes; Mugilidae. Gene Ontology annotation, biological process: chemotaxis; immune response; chemokine-mediated signaling pathway. The transcript has 4 exons. The coding region runs from base 99 to 407 and encodes 102 amino acids. Gene Ontology annotation, cellular component: extracellular region.
CUUAACACAGUGCAGAGCGGAGCUGACGGCCGCAGUCGAGCCCUGGAUUGUUACAGAGGAAGAGAGCAGCCCUCCUGCCGCCUGUUAUAGCCGCCACCAUGGACAUCAAACUGCUGGCUCUGAUGACUCUGCUGGCCGUGGCCACACAUGUCCCAACGUCCAACGCAAAGCCCAUCAGCUUGGUCGAGCGGUGCUGGUGUCGCUCCACUCUCAACACGGUUCCUCAGCGUGCCAUCAAAGAGCUCAAGUUUCUCCACACACCCAACUGCCCCUUCCAAGUCAUUGCUAAGCUGAAGAGCAACAGGGAGGUUUGCAUCAACCCGGAGACCAAGUGGCUUCAGCAGUACUUAAAGAACGCCAUUAACAAGGUGAAGAAAUCCAGAAGACGCAAUAACAAGAAAAACUAAAGCCAAGGGAAGGCCCGUGUGCCGUCGAGCCCGAAGUUCCCAGGUCGAACCUCUAUACCUCCCUCUCACUGCUAUGGAUGUAUGCAAACACGCUGUAUGUACCUGUCCACCGACUCUGGACCGCUUAUAGAACCAGCACUUCACUGGCAAACUGUGCCAUCUCCAGCACCACCACCACCACCUAUGAUCCCUCCACCACCACCACUGAUCCCUGUGGACAUCCGAGCAGUCAACCCAUGUUAGCGCCAAGUGCAAUUAUGCCUUGGAAUGACGACGAGUCGCGUGUCAAUGUCGAUGUCGAACAUACUUAAAGUGUGCUGAGUGAAUGGCAGGAAAGAGAGUGUCUGUGUUUCUUUGAAUGUGGUAUACAUGAACUAACUAUGACUGUGUCUCUGUGUAACGUCUCCUUUCUUCACGCAGCUAUAUUGGAGCAAUAUUCGCUUUCCUUCUCAUGCAGUGCCUUGUGGGUAAUGCCACCAUCAUGUCAUGUUGGACUGGAUAUGUCAGUUGUGGUUUAGUCCAGAGCAAGUGUUUGACUUACAAACACGUGAUUAAAUCCAUUAGAUUAAACUAUGAUGCCAUACCAAUCAUACCAUACCUACCUAAAUAUAUUACUAAAAUAAUUACAAUAAUUACAUGAAGUGAGAGUAUUCCAGAGUAAUGGUUUUUUUUAAAUGUGAUUUAAAGUGACAGUGGUGUCAUGAUCAUCGACAGCCAGAAGCGUAGAGAGACCAGACCACGCUACCAUCAUGCAACUCAUCAUGGCAUCACCUUUGAACUUGCAGCAGCAGAGAAAGAGAGGAAGCUCACACUAGCAGCUAAGAAUCAGGCACUGAUCUUAUGGUGCUAUACUGUAUACUCAACAUAUGGGGUCAAAGCCAUUGACAUAACUGUAUUUCACUGUUUAUUUUAUGCAGAAUGUUAAAUGAUAUGUCAGUGCAUUGAAUGAAAAGCAAAUCUUUUCCACUCAGUCAAUGUUUAAAGGGCUGUUGAAGUGCAAAAUAAAAAUAGUAAGCUAUUGUAGUAGGUGUUGACUGCACUGAACUGAUAAACACUAUGUAGAAAUAACACACCUUUCAAUGCAACUUUUGUAUUAUUUGAAUAUAUCCGUGAACAGAGACCAAAUAUCAGUUGAGUGAAACAUGCAACUUUUUUUUUAGUUUUAUUGUCAGUAAAAGGAGGUGGUAUGUCAUUAUCAUUCAGUUUGCACCUUGGCAGAGGGACCAAGUAAAUCAUGACAACGCAGUAUUUUCAUACCAACACCUGUCCUUGGUAGGAAUGAAAAGCUAAUACAUUGUCACAAAUUGCUGAACAAUAAAUGUCACAAAGGGAAUGUUCACAUGGCAAAAAAAAAAAAAAAAAGAUUAUUCUUUUUUAUAUAUAUUUGAGCCACUUUAUUAUCAGAUGUGUCUUUUAAAUGUAAUUGAUUUAUUUUUAUAUUACGUAUAAUCUUACUAAUUGAUUUUUAAUGCAGUGUACAGUAUGCAGUAAAGGAAGGCUGCACCAUAAAGUGCUACAAACAGUAUUUGUUUUUCACUAUUUUACAUUAAUGCAGUAGUAUGCAGUCACUGGUUUGCAAAUAACAUCGUAUUUUAUCAUUAUUAUUAUUAUUAUUAUUUUUUACAACAUGGUUAAAAUGCUGUCCAAAUUAUGUCCUGUUCCCCUGUAAAAAGAGCGAGCUGAAUAAAAUGUGUUCAGUCCAACAUGCAGUGAAUGAAAACAAAAGCCGUUGUCAUUGUGUUACAUGAGCCAGGAAACUGCUCACCUUGGCCCACAACGUGUCCCCGUCCAACACUUUGAUUCGAUUUUUUUUAUAGCUUUGCUUAGGUUGAUGUAUGAUGUGUCAACAGAGCCACUGAGCCAAGACUGAACAAAACCUUUAGAUCGGAGCGAGCAGCAUGUGCUUUUAAUCUGGACACUCCCAGCACCCAAUGGGCUUUCUUUUCAGUUUCACUCCACAGCUGCCAUGCUGCAAAACUAGGCUUUUAUUUUCACCUAAACACUGCUCUGGAAGCCCAGGUGGUUGUGGUCAUUAUUUUGUUUCAUUUUCUUCUACAUGGUCUAUUUACUGACUGACUGGUCACUGCUGAUAAUCUUAUCGGUUUGUACCUAAUGGUGCAAGAACAAUCCUGUUAAGCGUAACUAAUUUCCCAUUAAUAUAACCAAAUUGAAUGACCAUCAUUCUUAUAUAAUUAUACUCAUUUGUGUAAACACAUUGCUAAAUAAGCUAAAUAAGAGUGUUCCAUUUUCCCAGCAUGGAAAGAUAAAUGUCUAAUUCCAUUAAUUGUGUUCAAGUUCAAUGAAAAUUAGCAAUCUACACCAUCACGAGUUAAACUGUAAAGUUACAUCCAGAGAGAAUAUGUCCUUCUGUAAAGUUCAACUAUUUUCACGAUUAAGUAGGAGGAAAAAUAUAUUAUCUGUAGUAAAAGUAUGUUAAACUAACGGCAAACAUUUGUACCCAACUGUUAUAACCACACACGUGACUCAUGACUUAUGUUAAAAAGAUUAUUGUAUUGUAACAAGUAUUUAGUUCUAUGAAGUCGUCUAGAGCUGUGGAAACAUUUAACCCUGUCAGUGAACUGUCAGCACGGAGAAUAACAAUCAUUUAAAGACAUACUGUAUGUGUGUACAUAUAUAGACCAAAUAUGCAUUAAAAUUCACAUUUGCUUGAUAUUAGUGUGUUGAUUAAUGAGUCAACGAUUUUUUUUUUUUUUUUUACUUUGGACCCCAAGACAAUGUGAAAUAACAUUUCUUUUGAGGCAGCUUGCGACACAUAUACUCCAUAUACGUGAGAUGCAUUAGAAUACUACUCGCUGUAUUUUUACUGUAAACCAAGAGGCAGUAUUUUAGCAAUGAUAUCCCAUGCCCAUUUUUCAAUAAAGUCAUAAGAAAUAAAGAUUAA